Exophiala xenobiotica is the source of this 1092-nucleotide messenger RNA. RefSeq lists its product as uncharacterized. The coding region runs from base 1 to 1092 and encodes 363 amino acids. Gene Ontology annotation, biological process: nucleoside metabolic process. Lineage: Eukaryota; Fungi; Ascomycota; Eurotiomycetes; Chaetothyriales; Herpotrichiellaceae. Gene Ontology annotation, molecular function: catalytic activity. The record is from RefSeq and is a predicted model, not a curated record. The transcript has a single exon.
AUGGCCUUGCUUUUGAAUCACGCAUAUCAUGUAGGGUGGAUCUGUGCACGACGCGAGGAGAUGGUGGCUGCCAGGGCAAUGUUGGACGAAGAUCAUGGUGUGAUUCGAGGAGAAGGCCAAGACUACAACACCUAUUUUGCCGGACGUAUCCAUGAUCAUCAUGUGGUUAUAGCGGUGCUACCAGCAGGCAUUGAUGGAAAGAUUUCUGCCGCAAGUGUUGCAACGGACAUGGCAAGAACAUUCAACUGGCUCCGUUUCGUCCUGCUUGGUGGCGUAGGGGGAGGCAUACCGCGUCUCGAAGGAGUCGACAUUCGCUUGGGAGACGUCGUGGUGAGCCAACCGAACGGCGACAGCGGUGGAGUUGUGCAGUAUGAUAAAGGGAAGAGCAUUCAUGGCGGAGGCUUCAUUCGACAAGGGAUACUCAGGCCGCCACCCAACAUGCUCCUGACUGCGCUCACCGCAUUGCAGGUGGAGCAUGUCCUGAACGGGAGCUAUCAGAUGUCCGCCUAUCUUACAGAAAUGAUGGAACAUCGUCCGGGGCUGAAAGACAAAGGAUACUGCCGUCCGACACCGCCGAUUGAUCGCCUCUUUAAGCCCACCUAUCAACAUGCUGACUCCGGGCGCGAUUGCACUAUGUGUUCUCCAGCUGAGGAGAUCAAACGGGAUGCACGUGUCAACGGCGAUCCCAAGAUCCACUACGGAGUCAUCGCCUCGGGGGAGCGGGUGGUCGAGGACCCAGUAUUCCGGGACAGUUUGCAUAAGAGCUAUCGAGCUCUAUGCGUUGAAACUGAAGCCGCGGGUGUAUUGCACAACUUUCCGUGCCUGGUUAUCAGGGGCAUCUGCCACUACGCCGACUCUCACAAAAAUGAUGACUGGCGCAGCUACGCUGCCAUGACAGCUGCAGCAUACGCAAAGGAGCUCCUUACGUAUGUAUCAUCUGGUGAUGUUGCAUUUGAAAAGCCAGUGGAGGAAGUCGAGGAAGUCGAGGAGGGGUGGUCCGCUCGGCGCCUUAAUAUGGCACCAUCGCGGUCUUCAGGCAGUCAUCAAUCAGCUGGGCUGGAGGAGCAAGCGCAGUCGCAGUUUGCCACCUAG